UCUCAAACAUGGCAGCCAUGCUGCAGAGGUUGUCGAGGAACUGUCGGACACUGAGACCAGUUUUCAGGUAUUUGUCUGAGGAAAUCCAUAUUAUAAAAGUUGUCCGCUACACACAUACAUUUGGUUUACGGUAUUGUAGCACUGCCAUUCCCGAGAGUCAAGCCGAUGAUGAACAAAACAUGGACGAUUUAACGUGGGGUGAGCGACUUCGGGUUGAUGAUAGUCUACCGCAAUGGAUGAAAACAAGAAAGGGACAACGUAAACUGUAUGCGAAAUUCGGAAAGGCGUCGGGCAUCAACCCAGCAGUUGCCUGGCCUACUAGAAAUGAAUUGGCAGAAAUGAUCGAAGACGAGAGAGAAUGGCGUCCGACGUUAGCACAGAUGCAGUCCAAUAUUAACGCCCAGCGGCGAGCUCAGAAGAUUGAGCAAAUCAAACGUGAGAAACACAUCGAGGCCUGUUUAGCCAAAAUGCCAAAACUAGAAAAACAGUUUUAUGAAGACAGACGAAAAUAAACGAUUACAGCAACAGGCACAGCAGGAGAAGAGAGCCGCACUGCUUAUGGAAGCCAAAGAGAAGUUUGGUUACGCAAUUGAUCCACGUCAUCCCAAAUUUCAGAAGUUCAUGGAAGAGAUUGAGCAACAAGAACGAAAGAGAAGAAAAGAACUGAAGAAAAAGGGAAUCAUAAUUUAGAUUGCUUGUGAAAUGCAGUAAUUUUCAAUACAUUUUUUCUCUGAGAAUUUUUUUUUGAUUUGAAAGAUGAUUGAUUAGGACUGUGAUCAAUUUUUACUCAUAAUUUUGAAAAGAUUUUCAACGAUUUCUUAAUCCUCAUCAUACGAAUAAUAGUCUUUCAUUUCCCCUUUGUUGCAAAAAUAAUAAAAACAAGUGAAAUUGCAUAACCAUCACUCUUGAUAGAUAGAACAGUCCACGCACUGCUUUCAGAGGUCACUGCUGUGAUGCAUAAAUCACAUAUCUCACCCCCAAAAUGCUGUUUUCAAGUAU
This is a messenger RNA of Saccoglossus kowalevskii, 999 nucleotides long. RefSeq names its product large ribosomal subunit protein mL64-like. NCBI's taxonomy places the organism in Eukaryota, Metazoa, Hemichordata, Enteropneusta, Harrimaniidae. The record is from RefSeq and is a predicted model, not a curated record. Gene Ontology annotation, cellular component: mitochondrion; nucleus.